This is a messenger RNA of Medioppia subpectinata, 1143 nucleotides long. NCBI's taxonomy places the organism in Eukaryota, Metazoa, Arthropoda, Arachnida, Sarcoptiformes, Oppiidae. The record is from the annotation of a GenBank genome assembly.
AUGUUAAUGAUUGAUAGGCUGGACGAAAGUUUGAGUUGGGAUACGACACCAUUCAAACACAUUGAUCUGAUUAGGACGCCAUCGGAACAAAUAUAUUUACCCGAUAUUAUGAGCUAUAAUGACAUCGAUUACGGCACACAGAAAGUUGCAAAUACCAAAGCGCUUGUUUAUAAGAAUGGUCAUGUCUUAUGGGUACCUCCAAUGACACUAAAUCCUCUGUGUCGGGUCAACCUGAAGAGGUGGCCAUACGAUGAACACAUUUGUUUUAUAAAGUUUGGUUCGUGGACUCACGAUGGAUAUGUACUAGAUGUUUUCCCUAAAAAUGAUGGAAAGAAACCACAAUUUCUAAGUGAUUACUACGAGAACACUGAGUUUGAGGUGAGUUUCAUAAACGCCACGCGAAAAGUGAUGUUUUACGACUGCUGUAAAGAGCCGUAUCCGUCGGUAAGCUUUUACUUCCGACUCCAACGCCGACCCACUCUUUAUCACUACAUUAUUUCAAUCCCGGCUCUCAUGGCUAUCAUCGGAAGUCUUAUCACAUUCUGGUUUCCCAUCCGAUCUAACAUACGAUUUGUAUUGAAUUCAUUCAGUUUUCUAACCCUAACUCUACUUCUCAUUUAUUUGGGAACUCAUUUGGGUUUUAGUUCACUCGGAGUUCCCAUUGCGGUUCGUUUUCUAAGUUUGUCGUUACUAUUCGUUGGAUUACUACAGAUAUGGUUAACCAUUGCGUACAACAUAUCGCUAUUGAAGUGUGAGAUCCCGUUAUGGACCACAAGGUUUACGAAACCAUUGCUGCAAAUGUACCGAAACACUGAACACGAGAGCAUUCAGUUGACACAAUCGGAACAAUUACAGGACACCAAGAAGUCCGCCGAUUUAAAAGAAUUGCGAAAACUAUUGUUUGUGACCCGAGAUUACGACCGAUUUGCUCGACCCAUACCUAAGACACAUACGUUUAAUGUGACCAUUGAUUACAGUCUUAUUCAUAUCACUAAUUUUGAUAUAAAGAGGCAAACAUUGACCACAGAGGGAUGGCUACAGUUUGAAUGGCUGGACGAAAGUUUGAGUUGGGAUACGACACCAUUCAAACACAUUGAUCUGAUUAGGACGCCAUCGGAACAAAUAUAUUUACCCGAUAUUAUG